AUGCCGACCUCCUCGCAUGUCGGCGGCGACGGCCUCCCCCCCGGAUCCGCAUCCUCCAUCAUAUCCGGGGUCGUGAGCGGCUACCACUUGCUGAAGAUCGUCGGCUACUCGGGCACCAAGGAGGUCCCCAAUGGCAAGUGGAUCGACUCUUGCCCGUUCCAGGUGGGAGGCCGCACAUGGCAUGUGGAGUACUAUCCCAAUGGGCAAGGGUCCGAGUACAUUGAUUACAUAGGCCUCUUUCUUGCCUGGGAUGAUACCGUCGACAAGGCCGAGACCCUGAAUGCAAAAUUCAAGUUCAGCUUACUCGAUCAACAUGGGAAGCCAGUGCCGUCUUAUACCAAGACCUCCAAGACCAUAGACUUUUCCGUGGAUAAAUGUGUGGGAUGUCCUAGAUUUAUGAAAAGGGUUGAAUUGGAGGAAUCAGAGCAUCUCAAGGACGAUUCCUUCACCAUCAAGCUCGAUGUCACUAUCAUGAGCGAGUGCCACACGCAGCAGACACCGUCCGUCCUGGUGCCACCGUCUGACAUGCACCUGCACUUUGGCGAUCUCCUAUCGAGCAAGGCCAGUGUGGAUGUCGAAUUCGUUGUCGGUGGGGAGACAUUCUCGGCGCACCGGUUGGUUCUCGCGGCACGGUCUCCGGUCUUCAGAGCAGAGCUCUUUGGACUGAUGAAGGAGGGAGCCACUACUGGGGCCAUACGCAUACAUGACAUUAAGGCAGAAGUGUUCAACGCUCUGCUUACUUUUAUCUACACGGAUGCACUGCCCGCUAUGGAUCAACAGGAGGAAUCUGCCAUGGCUCAGCAUUUGCUUGUUGCCGCAGACAGGUAUGCUUUGGAGAGGCUGAAGCUGAUUUGUGAAGAUAAGUUGUGCAAUUGUAUCGAUACGAGCUCCGUGGCGACUAUCUUGGCAUUGGCGGAGCAGCACCACUGCCAUGAGCUUAAGGUGGCAUGCUUGGUGUUCCUCAGCUCGCCGAACAAUCUGGAUGCAGCCAUCGAGUCUGAAGGUUUCGAGUUUUUAACCAAGAGCUGCCCUGGUGUUAUUAAGGAUCUCCUCAAGUCCCAGGUUGCUGCUAGUAUACUUGGGAAAAGAAAUUCUAGGUCUUGA
Messenger RNA from Triticum turgidum subsp. durum (durum wheat), 1104 nucleotides. The record is from the annotation of a GenBank genome assembly. Lineage: Eukaryota; Viridiplantae; Streptophyta; Magnoliopsida; Poales; Poaceae.